Nyctereutes procyonoides (raccoon dog) is the source of this 1056-nucleotide messenger RNA. It is a transcript of the gene SYCP3, whose product is annotated as synaptonemal complex protein 3. Lineage: Eukaryota; Metazoa; Chordata; Mammalia; Carnivora; Canidae. The transcript has 9 exons. The record is from RefSeq and is a predicted model, not a curated record. The coding region runs from base 50 to 757 and encodes 235 amino acids. Gene Ontology annotation, cellular component: synaptonemal complex. Gene Ontology annotation, biological process: spermatid development; meiotic cell cycle.
AAGCAUCGUGGCGGCACAGCGCACACCUCGGGUCAGAAAACCUGUGACUAUGGUGCCCUCUGGAAGAAAGCACACGGGGAAGUCUGGGAAGACGUCCAUGGAGGAUCAGGUUAUAAGAGCCUAUGAGUUUGAGAAAGAAGUUAAAAAAGAUCUGAGUGUUUCCGAGGAGGAUGUCCCUGAAGGGAAGACUCCAGUAAUUGAUAAGCAUGGGAAGAAAAGGACUUCAGCAGUAUUUGAAGAUGUGGGGGGUGAAGUACAAAAUAUGCUGGAAAGAUUUGGAGCUGACAUUAACAAGGCCCUUCUUGCAAAGAGAAAAAGACUAGAACUGUAUACUAAGGCUUCUCUCAAAACCAGCAACCAGAAAAUUGAACAUGUUUGGAAAACUCAGCAAGAGCAAAGGCAGAAGCUUAACCAAGAAUAUUCUCAGCAGUUUGUGACUUUGUUUCAGCAGUGGGAAAUGGAUAUGCAGAAAAUUGAGGAACAAGAAGAAAAACUAGCUAACUUGUUUCGACAGCAGCAAAAGAUUUUUCAACAGUCUAGAAUUGUUCAGAGCCAGAGACUGAAAACAGUUAGACAGCUGUAUGAGCAGUUCGUAAAGAAUAUGGAAGAGUUGGAGAAGAAUCAUGAUAACCUACUUACUGGUGCGCAAAAUGAACUUAAAAAAGAAAUGGCUAUGUUGCAAAAAAAAAUUAUGAUGGAGACUCAGCAGCAAGAGAUGGCAAGUGUUCGAAAGUCUCUUCAAUCCAUGUUAUUCUGAUGACUCUUUGAAGGAAGAACUUGAACCUAAGUAAUAUGAUACAAUUAUAACAUUAGCUAAGAGGCAUGUAAUUCUUUUAGAGUGGUUUAAAAAUUCUAGUUUAAAAUAAUACAUUGUGUUGUUAGCUUAAGUGCAAGACCUCUCUACUUGUUAACUUUCACAUAAAGCUGAACAGUUAUAUGAAUAGUAGCAAUUCUUAAAUUAUUUAUACCAAGUUUCCAGCUUUUUAAUAGUAAUAGUGUAUUUUUCUCUUUAACACUUGUAUAUUAACUUUUAGCAAUAAAGAUGAUUUAAUUUCA